This is a messenger RNA of Leptopilina heterotoma, 1317 nucleotides long. RefSeq names its product DALR anticodon-binding domain-containing protein 3. Gene Ontology annotation, biological process: arginyl-tRNA aminoacylation; tRNA C3-cytosine methylation. The transcript is spliced from 5 exons. NCBI's taxonomy places the organism in Eukaryota, Metazoa, Arthropoda, Insecta, Hymenoptera, Figitidae. The record is from RefSeq and is a predicted model, not a curated record. Gene Ontology annotation, molecular function: tRNA binding; arginine-tRNA ligase activity; ATP binding. The coding region runs from base 1 to 1317 and encodes 438 amino acids.
AUGGAAAAUUCAAUAAAUUGUCAUGUAAAUGAACUGGCGAGGAAUAUAUUCAAUGAAUUAACUAAUUUAGACAGAAAUACUUUUAGUAUUAUUAGAAUAAACUGUGAAAAAUUGUCAAAGAACGGAGAACUAUGUUUUCUCACCAACCGUCAGGUCUGGAAUGCCUGCGUUCCAAAAGGCAUCGACAAUUUGCCACCAAAAGGUAUUUUAGAAUACUAUGUGAAAAAUAAAAAUGCAAAUGGAAAUUGUUCAACAUAUGAUGAAAUUGUACAAAAAGCCUUCAGUUUACUAGAAGCAAAAUCCCAAGAAUGGUCUCUACAAAUAAAUUCCUUUUCCCUACAAAACGAAAGAUUAUGUCUAUUUCUAAACAGAACACAAGCAUUAUCAUUGGCAAUAAAAAAUGCCAUAAACAAUGGUUUUUUAUAUGGUCAAAAGGCAUUGGGUGACGAAAGUUAUACAUUCCGAAUUCAAGUCGACGAUGAAUCAGAAUUAUCUAAUCAACGAUUGUAUUUUUUGAAGGAAUUUUUCGAAAAUAUUUUAAAACUACAAGGAUAUAGAAUUUCCACGGAGAAAAGUGAUAACAAUUAUAUUUUAACGACAAAAUCCGAGGGUAUUAUUAAGGAAAAUUAUAAAAAAAUCGUCUGCGGUGUUGUUAAAAAUCCAGAAAAUAAAUCCAAAGAGAAAUGUACAACGUGGAAUUCCUAUUUGACUGGUAAAAAGGAAGAAUUAAAAAAAUUGAAUUCUCACAAAUACCAGAAUGACGAUAAGGAGGAAGACGAUGAGGAGAAUAUAAAACAAAUUGCAACGAUAGGAGUGAAAUUUGCAUUUUUAUCAGUGAAACCUAGUCGUUGUGUACUUUUGAAAAAAUUCCAAACUUCGGAUGAUACAAUGAAAGAGGCAGCUUUUAUUCUCUACAAUACUGCAAGAAUAAAGGCAAUUUUAAAUAAAUACGAAGAGAAAGUUAUCGAUGCAAAAUAUCCAAAACUUCUAAACAUCGACGAUAUUGAUUUUUCCUGCCUUUCUCAAGAGGAAGAAUGGGAAUUAGUUUUUAAUUAUAUUCUACAAUAUCCUGAGAUGGUGAUGGGCUGUGUUAAACAAAAACCAUCUUUAGAAGCGUGUCCACAAUAUAUUUGCUCCUUUUUGAGCAGACUUUGUCAACAUUUUAGUGUGUAUUAUAGACGAAGUCGUGUUCUAGUUGACGGCUAUAGUCAUUUAAUGCCAACGGUGAUGGCGAGAAUUUAUUUACUACGAAGUUUACUUAUUGUUUUAGAAAAUUCACUGUCUAUUUUUGGCAUAACUCCUAUGUCAAAAAUGUAG